This is a messenger RNA of Lactuca sativa (garden lettuce), 558 nucleotides long. Lineage: Eukaryota; Viridiplantae; Streptophyta; Magnoliopsida; Asterales; Asteraceae. The record is from RefSeq and is a predicted model, not a curated record.
AUGACCACCAGCCGCCAUUACCACCACCUACCACCCAUCACCACCACCCGCCUCUACCAAACAUCACCACCACCCCCACCCACCCACCCACCCACCACCUGCCUCCACCAUAUAUCACCACCACCCACUACGACCACCACCACCUACCACCAUCACUACCGACCACCAAUCACCACCCACCUCCAUCGCCCAUCACCACCACUAGACUCAUCACCCACCAAAGCUACCAUACACCACCACCACCACCUACUACCCACCACUAACCUACACCACUCACCACCUAUCACUACUACCCGCCACCAUCACCCCACCCAUCAUACACCGAAACAACCACCACCCACCAUCCAUCACCACCACACACCUCCACCACUCAUCACUAUAACUCUCCUCCACCACCACCCAUCAAUCAUUGAUAUCACCACCCAUCACCCAUUGAAACCACUACCACCACUACAUGCAACCACCACCCACCAACCACCACUACCACCCACUAUACCUCCACCCACCACCACUACCCACCAUCAUUACACGCCACCAUCACCCCCACCACCAUCUUAG